Molecule: messenger RNA, 1956 nt
Organism: Solenopsis invicta (red fire ant)
Lineage: Eukaryota; Metazoa; Arthropoda; Insecta; Hymenoptera; Formicidae
Product: protein EFR3 homolog B-like
Exons: 1
Coding region: 317-1876 (519 amino acids)
Biological process (GO): protein localization to plasma membrane
Cellular component (GO): plasma membrane
Source: RefSeq, a predicted model, not a curated record
UCAUUUUCAUUUGCUUUAUAUUAAGUACAUAAAAGUGUAGAUAAGUAAUUGUAUGAAACAAUAUCACUGCACGAAAUUUUCAACACAACAUAAAGCUGCAAUUUCAUGUUUUUGUUAUAAUCCUCUGAAAAAUUGAAAGUUGAAUUUUUAAUUUGCAUAAGAUAUUUGAUUUUAUCAUUUUUUAUUUUCAUAAAUUUUAGUUCUUUGUACAUCAUAUAUAUUUUCAUUUUUAAUAUCUCGUAUUUCAUUUUCUAGGAGCUCCAACUUCCAUCACGUCUUCUAAAAAUCUAGCAACUUUUUUUUACCGAUCCUACAAAUGAUCACCGACGAAGAACUUGCAAGGAGAAUGGAUAAUAUUUCUCAUACCUUUUCAACCGCCGUUUUGUAUUCCCCGGUACAAGGGGACAAGACCCUGGAUAAAAUAGCGAGUAUUAUCAGAAAUGCGUCGAAAAAGCAAUUACAAUCUCGCCAUCCUCGUGCACUUGUUACGUGUUUACUGAAGAUCCUGUUGCACUACGAGAACGUGUUACACAUGGAUGGAUUCUGCGAAUGGAAGCGUCGACGAAAAUUUAGAAUGGCCCGAGACUGCUAUAAUGCCCUGCUGAAAAGUUACCUGCCAGAGAGAUCACGAGAAGUCGUGGAGACGAUAGUAGAAGCCGUGUACCACGAGCGACUUUGGAAAUUCGAGACCUUCUGCUUCGAAGUAAUGUACACUUUACUAAACAUCAGCCCUCUUAGCGUCGGACUGAUCAUCCAUGCGAUCUGGAAUAAGUUGACGUUGCCGGAGAUCGACAUCGAGGAUGCUCGCGGCAUCAUUAGAAUAUUGUAUGAGCUUCUGGACGUGUAUGUAUGGCCAGCAACGCAGGAUACAGUGGCGACAAUAGAGCGGAUGCUUGGGCUAUUUCAUGCCAGCAUAAUCUCACGAUUGACGAUGAUCUCCGACAGUUUCUCUACUACUGUCUUAACGCCGCCAUCGCCACCACCACUGGCAAGCCUCAAGAAAGGUCUAGAGGUUUGCCUGAGAAACACCAUAAAACAUUUAUCGAACGAGCAGCUGCUAGUGGUCGUACAUCACAUGUGCUUGUGGACGGUAGCUACCGGCACGACCGACGAAUUCGUCUUGGAAUUCGGCAGCACCUUAGAGUUCGCCGCUUAUUUGCACCAGACGGGUCUUUACGAGCAAACGCUCACGCCGACAAUCUUUCCGUUGCUGAUGCGAAUGGUGAGUUCGUCCAGUCGGCUGAUCAGCCUUCUAGGCAAUCGGGUGCUACAGUACUUGAUAGACCGCAAGGACAAUCGGGCGAUCUUCGACACGCCUAGGAUCUUUUUCGAGCACACGCGUCUCGAUCUGCACCUCGCACCAUGUAAGAAGGAAGAUCGGCUGUUCUUCAAGCUGCACCGAGAGUUGCUGCAUGAUAGCCUACUUAAAAGUCUAGUAAACCAUUCGGAUUCACGGAUGAAUCUCGAGACGACGUACUGCACGGUUUGCGUGAUCGCCGUCGAGGUACCCUGUGGCUUCACUGCCGCUGCUCUAGUCUGCCUCGCGAUGAACCUGCAGGAGAUUAUUCUGCAGCAACAAAAGGAGAAUUGCGUCGAGACGGCCUGCCACAUGCACGCCACGAUCAUUUCUAUUAUGUCCCUCAUCUGCUGGAUACAUAAAGCCAAAGUGUUCUACAGCUACGUGAAUAGAAUCGUAACGGAAAGGGCGCAAUGGGCGCCGCAUCUGAAUCCUCCUAUUCAAUCUCAAUAUAACUUUGCGCUACACCACGUCCUUUGGAACAAGCCAGAGCUAUUCUUCGUCGACUGGGAGGUGCGCUAUGGCCUCUGGAAGUGUUUCCGUCUCACCAAUAGCCAUAAUGGCACUUUGCUGGUCUGACACCAGCUAUAUCCACGAAUUGAACAAAAUGAUUUCUGAAAUAUAUUAGGGAUUCACAGAUCAUUCUUCAAGACCAACUC